UGAGGUGAAAAGGUAAAGAGGUCAUUUUGAGUCAGCCGCACCAGACGUGCAGAAGCAACUCUGUCAUUCAGCGUACUGUUGGACAAAAACUCCCCGGCCAUGGACUGCGAUCGCCCAAAGGAGCGCCCCGUCCUCAUGUGGCGGCCAGAUCCUAAUCGUGUCACCAAAAUGGACAAGUUCCGCGAGAGGGUCAACAACAAAUUCAAUCUCAAACUGGAGUGCUAUAAUGACUUGUUCAGGUGGUCUAUUGAGAACUAUGCCGAGUUCUGGGAAGAAGUCUGGAUCUUCUGUGAUAUCCUCCACUCCAAGAUAUAUGAUCAGGUGGUGGACAUGAGUAAAAACAUAGCAGAGAUUCCCCAGUGGUUCCAGGGCUGCAGGAUGAACUAUGCAGAGAACAUGCUGAGAUACAGGGAUGACAGGGUGGCUAUAUAUGCUGCAGCGGAAGGCAGGGAGGAGGUUGAGAAGAGAACAUUCCGCGAGCUUGCCGAUAACGUGGCCGUGUACGCAGCCGCCAUGAAGAAGAUGGGAAUUAAGGAGGGAGACAGAGUUGUGGGUUAUAUCCCUAACUGCUGUGUGACUAUUGAAGCCAUGUUGGGAGCAACCAGUCUAGGUGCAGUCUGGAGCUCAACCUCUCCUGACUUUGGAGUCACUGGUGUACUGGACAGAUUCACCCAGAUCCAGCCCAAGCUGAUCUUCUCCGUCGAUGCAGUCAGGUACAACGGAAAACAACAUGCUCACCUGGAUAAACUACAGAAGGUUGUAGAAGGGCUUCCAGAGUUGGAAAAAGUGGUGAUUAUUCCAUAUGUAAACAAGAAAGAAGAUAUAGAUAUAUCAAGCAUUCCAAAAAGCUUGUUUCUUGAUGACUUCCUUGCCUCUGGGAAGGAUGGAGAAACUGUCCCUCCCCUGGAGUUUGCACCUCUUCCCUUCAACCACCCCCUGUACAUCAUGUACUCCUCCGGCACCACCGGCCCACCUAAGUGUAUGGUACACUCUGCAGGGGGCACCCUUAUACAGCACCUGAAGGAACAUGUCAUCCAUGGGAACAUGGACCGUGAUGACAUCAUGCUCUACUACACCACAGCUGGCUGGAUGAUGUGGAACUGGCUGGUAUCCUGUCUGGCUGUGGGUGCUGCAGUCGUACUGUAUGACGGAUCACCCCUGGUGCCUACUCCUAACAUCCUGUGGGACCUGGUGGACAAGAUAGGGAUCACUAUACUGGGGACUGGUGCAAAGUGGCUGACAGUGCUGGAGGAGAAGGGUGUCCACCCCGCCCUGACCCACGACCUGAGCUCCCUCCACUCCAUCUUAUCUACUGGCUCUCCCCUCAAGCCACAGAGCUUUGAAUACGUCUACACCAAGAUCAAAAAAGACUUGCUGCUUGGCUCUAUUACAGGAGGCACAGAUAUCGUUUCCCUUUUUGCUGGACACAACUGCUCAGUCCCUGUCUACAAGGGGGAGAUCCAGUGUCGAUGUCUGGGAAUGGCAGUGGAGAGCUGGAACGAGGAAGGCCAGGCAGUGUUUGGUGAGAGUGGGGAGUUAGUCUGUACCAAACCGUUCCCCUCCAUGCCUACUGUCUUCUGGAAUGACCCUGAGGGAUUCAAGUACAAGAAGGCUUACUUUGCCAAAUUCCAGGGUGUCUGGGCCCACGGAGACUUCUGUGAGAUCAACCCAAAGACUGGAGGAAUUGUCAUGUUGGGAAGAAGUGAUGGAACCCUGAACCCUAAUGGAGUCAGGUUUGGCAGUGCAGAGAUCUACAACAUUGUGGAGGAGUUUCCAGAGAUCCAAGACAGUCUGUGUGUCCCCCAGAGGAACAAGUACCACGAGGAGAGAGUUAUCUUGUUCUUAAAGAUGUCUGCGGGAGCCUCCAUGUCUCAGGACCUGCAGAAGAGAAUACGUGCAGCCAUCCGCACGCAGCUGUCGGCACGCCACGUCCCCGCAAUCAUCAUGGAGACCGAGGACAUACCUUACACCAUCAGUGGGAAGAAGGUAGAGGUGGCCGUGAAGCGGAUACUGGCUGGGGAGGACAUCCAACAACGGGGUGCGUACUCCAACCCAGAGUCUCUCGAUCUCUACUACCACAUUCCUGAACUACAGGGCAACUGGUAGGAGAGAGCCAACAACUGUAGCAUGCAUAUGGCUAUUCCACCAGAGAAUUUGAACAUACAGACGACUUCUGGACAGAUUGGGUCAGGAAUUCAUUGACAAUCAAGAUACAGUCAAACCUGUCUAUACAUGUAGUUACCACUCUACUGAAUUGAAGAAUACUGUCACUAUAUGUCACUCUUGAUACUUUGGUUUGAAUUGUAGGCAACAAAAAAAAAGCCAAGGGACCACCUGCACAAUGGACGGCCGGUCCUUAUGCAGAGGUUUGGCUGAAUAUUUGGAAAUUGGAGGGUGAAUAUAAGAAAGUUUGUAGAUCUUUAAGGGAAAUGGUGUGUGUGUGACUCUUUGUUUUGGUGUAUGACUGUGACUGUUGAAAUUGUUACUGUUAUAAUGAUCCUGCCACUGGUUCUUGUUGUGAGAAUGAAUAUAUGCACAGUCUAUCUUGCAGAGACUAAUGUCUAAUGUAGACUGAACACAGUUAUGAGCAUCUUUACCUCAUAGGUAUCCUUUAUGCCCACGCAUUUUGAGAUUAUGCCUUAAUCAAACUCAGAACCAUG
Branchiostoma floridae (Florida lancelet) is the source of this 2660-nucleotide messenger RNA. RefSeq names its product acetoacetyl-CoA synthetase-like. Gene Ontology annotation, cellular component: cytosol. The coding region runs from base 100 to 2106 and encodes 668 amino acids. Gene Ontology annotation, biological process: lipid metabolic process. Gene Ontology annotation, molecular function: acetoacetate-CoA ligase activity. NCBI's taxonomy places the organism in Eukaryota, Metazoa, Chordata, Leptocardii, Amphioxiformes, Branchiostomatidae. The transcript is spliced from 17 exons. The record is from RefSeq and is a predicted model, not a curated record.